AUGGCAUCGGCUCCACCGGAAGUCAGUAGUCAAUAUAAAGGCACAGGGUCCAUAUUCAACCAGCAAACCCCCGCGAACUCCGCAAGCUCCUCCAAGCCAACCGGAGACGAUGACCCGAAAGCCGCGCCAUUGCCCAAGGGUGUAGUCCUGGACAAAGAUGGAAAGCCCUGCCGCACCUGCACCUCCGUCGCCUCAUGGCGAGCAUUGACCAAGCAAGCCGAACUCAAGAAUGCAAACUCCAACGCUACCUCAUCCCCCAAUUCGAACACAGGCAAAAUGACGACCUCAACGCCAGCUCUGGCCGCCGCUGCAACCCCCUCCCCGAGCGAAACUCCCUCAGACUGCCCGCCAGACGUCGAAGAGCUAGGUCGCUCCACAUGGACACUAUUGCACUCGAUGGCAGCCACAUACCCCGAAAAGGCAGAUACGGAACACCAGGCUAAUAUGGGCGGGUUCUUGAAGUUCUUUUCAAAGCUGUACCCUUGCUGGGUGUGCGCGGAUGAUUUCCAGAGAUGGAUGGCGCAUCCGAGUGGGCGGAAUCAGCCGAGACUGGAGAGCCGGAAGGAGUUUGGGUGGUGGAUGUGCGAGGCGCAUAAUGAGGUCAAUCGGAAGCUUGGGAAGAAGGAGUUUGAUUGUCGAUUGUGGGAAGAGAGGUGGCGAACUGGGUGGAAAGAUGGUCGGUGUAAUUGA
Penicillium roqueforti is the source of this 690-nucleotide messenger RNA. Its product is annotated as flavin-linked sulfhydryl oxidase. The transcript has 2 exons. The record is from RefSeq and is a predicted model, not a curated record. Gene Ontology annotation, molecular function: flavin adenine dinucleotide binding; flavin-dependent sulfhydryl oxidase activity. The coding region runs from base 1 to 690 and encodes 229 amino acids. Gene Ontology annotation, cellular component: mitochondrion. Lineage: Eukaryota; Fungi; Ascomycota; Eurotiomycetes; Eurotiales; Aspergillaceae.